This is a messenger RNA of Nicotiana attenuata, 633 nucleotides long. RefSeq lists its product as uncharacterized. The record is from RefSeq and is a predicted model, not a curated record. The coding region runs from base 1 to 633 and encodes 210 amino acids. Lineage: Eukaryota; Viridiplantae; Streptophyta; Magnoliopsida; Solanales; Solanaceae. The transcript is spliced from 3 exons.
AUGCCUGCUUUACCUUUCCCUCAGAAGCAAAGAAUAGAGAAGUUGGACAAACAAUUUGGGCAUUUUCUAGAAUUGCUCAAGCAGGUGCAUGAUAAUCUACCUUUCACAGAGGUACUCUCUCAAAUGCCAACAUAUGCUAAGUUCAUGAAGGAUAUAUGGUCCAACAAGUGGAAAGCGGAAGAGAUAUCGGCUGAAGUACUAAAUUUGAAAUGUUUGAGUGAUUCAGGUGCUUCUAUCAAUCUUAUGCCCUUGUCUAUUUUCAGGGAAUUGGAGGGAAAGAUUGGAGAAAUCAGAUCUAUACCUGUGUCUUUCCAACUGGCGGAUCAGACCACAAUCAUACCUGAAGGAAUAAUGGAAGAUGUGCUAGUUCAGGUGGAUAAAUUUGUGUUCCCUAUGGAAUUAAUCAUGGUGAAUAUUAAAGAGAAUAAGGAGGUCCCUAUGAUUUUAGGGAGACUCUUCUUGGCUACUGGCAGAACUAUUCUGGACAUUCAGGAAAGGCAGCUCAUGCUAAGAGUAGGGGAAGAAAGAGUGGUAUUCAAGAUGAAGGAAGCAAUAGGUGCACCUAGAGAUAAGUUGAUGGCAUUCUCGGAUUUCAAGAUUCUGAACGGACUUGGUCCAAUCCUCGCUCGAUGA